UCUUUUGAAGCGCUUGUUUUUUCCCCCCCUUCCUCUCGACCACUCCAGACAGCACACCGGACUUCUCUCGUUCACUCUCGCAAGGAAAAAUGGGGAAACAGAACAGCAAGCUGACCCCCGAAGUGAUGGAGGAUCUGGUGAAGAACACAGAGUUUAAUGAACACGAGCUGAAGCAGUGGUACAAGGGAUUCCUGAAGGACUGUCCCAGCGGCCGACUCAACUUGGAGGAGUUCCAGCAGCUCUAUGUCAAGUUCUUCCCUUACGGUGAUGCAUCCAAGUUCGCCCAGCACGCCUUCAGGACCUUCGACAAGAACGGCGACGGCACCAUCGACUUCAGAGAGUUCAUCUGCGCGCUGUCCAUCACAUCACGAGGAAGUUUUGAGCAGAAACUCAACUGGGCCUUCAACAUGUACGACCUGGAUGGAGACGGCAAGAUCACACGGGUGGAGAUGCUGGAGAUCAUCGAGGCGAUCUACAAGAUGGUUGGCACAGUGAUCAUGAUGAAGAUGAAUGAGGAUGGCCUGACGCCCGAGCAGAGGGUGGACAAGAUCUUCUCCAAGAUGGAUAAGAACAACGACGACCAGAUCUCGCUGGAGGAGUUCAAAGAGGCGGCCAAGAGCGACCCGUCCAUCGUAUUACUGCUGCAGUGUGACCUCCAGAAAUAGGCCGGAGGGCGAGCGGAGCGCCGCACCAGCCGCCACGGACUGCACAGAAAGAAUUUCAUGUUCCAUUCAGUUUGCAGCUAUUUCCACUGAAAAAAAAAAAUGCUUGGACUACCUUUCAAUGGAUCUGCUUCUUGUGUUUGAAACACUUGUGUGCAUGAGAAUGUUAUUUGCUAUAAAAUCAAGAUCUACACACAACAUAUGACAAAGUGUGCGGGUGCAACAGUGCGGGUGCGCACCACAGACACACUCACAGUACAUACAAAACACACACACACACACACACAGACACACACACCUCUCACACACCU
This is a messenger RNA of Stegastes partitus (bicolor damselfish), 973 nucleotides long. RefSeq names its product visinin-like 1a (gene vsnl1a). Lineage: Eukaryota; Metazoa; Chordata; Actinopteri; Pomacentridae. The record is from RefSeq and is a predicted model, not a curated record. The transcript is spliced from 4 exons. The coding region runs from base 90 to 665 and encodes 191 amino acids. Gene Ontology annotation, molecular function: calcium ion binding.